Harpegnathos saltator (Jerdon's jumping ant) is the source of this 6522-nucleotide messenger RNA. RefSeq names its product MAGUK family member discs large 1 (gene dlg1). NCBI's taxonomy places the organism in Eukaryota, Metazoa, Arthropoda, Insecta, Hymenoptera, Formicidae. The transcript is spliced from 22 exons. Gene Ontology annotation, biological process: establishment or maintenance of epithelial cell apical/basal polarity; cell-cell adhesion; receptor clustering. Gene Ontology annotation, cellular component: neuromuscular junction; basolateral plasma membrane; neuron projection. The record is from RefSeq and is a predicted model, not a curated record. Bases 70 to 3339 code for a protein of 1089 amino acids. Gene Ontology annotation, molecular function: protein kinase binding.
GAGAGAGAGAAGGGAGAGAGAAAGAGAAAGAAAAAGAGAGGAGGACAAAUCCGCGCCGAAGUCGGUGAUAUGUGUCGCGCUGGCUCCCGGAGCCUCGAUGACCUUGACCCCGCGAGCAUGAAGCACCCAUCGAGGUCAGCGGGUCUCGAGGUUGCUAUGGCGCUUUUCGGCAUGGUUUGGCUGCUGCGCGUCCGCUCUGAGAUGCGUCGUUGCGCGAAAUGUCGGCACGAGGAGAUGCUCGCCCAACAACAACAGCAGCAGCAUCAGCAGCAGAUGCAGCUGCAGCAGCAACAGCAACAGCAGCAACAGUACCAUCACCAUCAUCACCAGCAUCAUCAGCAACGCACGCUGUCGCAGGCUACCAGCCUGCUACAGACGUCCGACGACGGCGUCAGCUCUUCAGCCAACACCCUCUUCACGUUGGACACUCCUGGAGCGGCUGGUCCGGCCGGAAGUUACUGCGAAGUGCACGGAUACGUACAGGCGAAAGAAGAUAUCCAGGAGUUUUAUGAGCUGACGCUGCUCGACGAGUCCAAGUCGGUGCAACAGAAGACGGCGGAAACGAUUCGCAUCGCGGAUAAGUGGGAAGCCAGCGAUGGGCCGAUCACGCCGACCUUCGCCCAGAAUGAGGAUGGUCCAGCCUCCGCCUUGCCGUUGACCCAGACUCUGUCGAACAUUUACAGCCGCAGGUCGGCCAGUCCCGAUGUUCCAGGCCCCGUAGACGAGACUCAGAAGACAUAUGAGAAGAGAUAUGAUAACGCAGGAGCGGAGGAACAGCUGCCACCGCCGCCGUCGCCACCUCAGCUAAAAGAAGCGGCACAGCUGGAUGGAGUCCCCAGACCGAACUCGGUCGACCGCAUCCUCCACCCCGACGGCACCCAGCACAUCGGCCACGAGGCGCUCAACAAGAGUCACGACAGCUGGCAGGGACACGAUAGCGACCAGGCACACACUCCUCUUCUCGCGGCCGACACGAGACACGUGAACGGCGACGAUGACUGGGAGUACGAGGAGAUAGUUUUGGAGCGGGGAGGCGCGGGCCUCGGCUUCAGCAUCGCCGGUGGCACGGACAACCCGCAUUACGGCAACGACACCGCCAUUUACAUCACCAAGCUCAUACCGGGCGGUGCCGCGUCCGCGGACGGGCGUCUGCGUGUCAACGACACGAUACUGCAGGUGAACGACGUGUCCGUCGUCGACGUACCGCAUGCGGCCGCCGUGGACGCGCUCAAGCGGGCCGGCAACACCGUCAAGCUGUAUGUACGUCGGCGGAGGCACACGCAGCUGAUGGAGAUCGAGUUGAUCAAGGGGAACAAGGGCCUCGGCUUCAGCAUUGCCGGCGGUAUCGGCAAUCAGCAUAUACCGGGCGACAAUGGGAUUUACGUGACCAAAAUCAUGGACGGCGGAGCCGCCCAGGUCGACGGGCGUCUGGUCGUCGGCGACAAGUUGGUGGCCGUCAGGAACGCUCUGCACAUUGGUUUCGGCGACAAGAAUCUGGAAAACGUGACACACGAAGAGGCUGUCGCGACCCUGAAGGCGACCCAAGAUCGCGUCGUGCUUCUGGUCGCAAAACCGGAACGUGGAAUGAUACCUCCGCCUCCUCCACCGAUAGCGUCGGACAAUUCGCUCUCGCCUCAGCCACGCAAGCAAAAUGGCUCAGUGUCGGCGUUGGAGAACAACACCGCGGCAUUGCCGUACUCGCAGGAGUCGCGCCACGCGUCUUCCCUUGCCCUGCACAGCGCCGGGACGCCACGCGCCGUUUCCCAGGAGGAUGUCUCACGAGAGGUUCGCACGGUAGUACUGAAUAAAGGAUCCUCCGGCCUGGGCUUCAACAUCGUCGGCGGCGAAGAUGGCGAGGGUAUCUUCAUCUCGUUCAUUCUAGCCGGGGGUCCGGCCGAUCUCAGCGGCGAGUUACGCAGGGGCGAUCAAAUAUUAAGCGUCAAUGGCAUCAAUCUUCGGACAGCCACCCAUGAGGAGGCUGCUGCGGCCCUCAAGGGUACCGGCCAGACAGUGACGAUCGUGGUGCAAUACAAGCCGGAGGAUUACAACAGAUUCGAGGCGAAGAUCCACGAUCUUAAGCAACAGAUCUCGCAACAGAAUGUGAUGACAGGCACCCUCAUGAGGACCUCGCAGAAGAAGUCACUCUACGUGAGAGCGCUGUUCGAUUACGACCCCAACAAGGACGAUGGUCUACCGAGCCGCGGCCUGGCCUUCCGCUACGGCGAGAUCCUGCACGUGACGAACGCCAGCGACGACGAGUGGUGGCAGGCGAGGAGGGUCACUCCUCAGGGCGAGGAGGAGGGCCUCGGUAUAAUACCCUCGCGCAGACGAUGGGAGCGCAAGCAGCGCGCCAGAGACCGCUCCGUCAAGUUCCAGGGACACAUGCCGGUUAUUCUCGAUAAGCAAUCGACGUUAGACCGGAAGAAGAAGAACUUCUCGUUCAGCCGGAAGUUCCCGUUCAUGAAGAGCAAGGACGACAAGUCCGAGGAUGGCUCCGACCAGGAACGAACGCCCACAACACCCGAGAAUGAGAACGAUCCCACCCCAUUCAUGCUGUGCUACACCCAGGACGACACUAACACUGAAGAUCUGUCUUGCGCCGCAGGGAGUAGAGAAAUUUUGUUUCGCGUUCAGCUGCCGUAUAUGGAGGAACUCACGUUAGUUUAUCUGGAAAAGGAGGGCGAUGAGCCCAAUGACGACCUUAGUAGCGAAGAGAACGUGUUGUCGUACGAGGCGGUGCAGCAGCUGACGAUACAGUACACGCGUCCCGUGAUAGUCCUCGGACCGCUCAAGGAUCGCAUCAACGACGAUCUCAUCUCCGAGUUCCCCGACAAGUUCGGCAGCUGUGUCCCACACACGACGAGGUGUAAAAGGGAGUACGAGGUAGACGGACGGGAUUACCACUUCGUGGCGUCUAGGGAGCAGAUGGAGAGAGACAUACAGAAUCAUUUGUUCAUAGAGGCCGGACAGUAUAACGACAAUCUUUACGGAACCUCCGUUGCGUCCGUGCGAGAAGUCGCCGAGAAGGGCAAGCACUGUAUUCUUGAUGUGAGUGGAAAUGCUAUCAAGAGGUUACAAGUAGCGCAACUCUAUCCCAUUGCCAUCUUCAUCAAGCCGAAAUCAGUGGAAUCAGUCAUGGAGAUGAACAAGAGAAUGACAGAGGAUCAGGCGAAGAAAACGUACGAACGCGCUCUGAAGAUGGAACAAGAAUUUGGUGAAUACUUUACUGCCGUCGUCCAAGGUGACACCCCCGAGGAGAUCUACAUAAAAGUGAAAGAGGUCAUCUCCGAACAGUCAGGACCGAACAUCUGGGUGCCCUGCAGGGACCAGCAACUGUGACGUCCUGCCCCCCACGCUCAGCAUGGGCCCAACGCUUGGACCCUGCCGCCGAGGCGUCAAGCUUAAUUACUCACGAUAAAUACAAUUAAGUAACGCUCCAACGCCUUUCCCCGUCCCUCGUCCCUUCCUCCCUCCCACCCACUCCUCCCGCACCCAACCGUGUCUCUUCGAUCGCCUACGCAAUGUAGCACAAGGUUCCCCACUUGAGACACGCGACGCGACGCGGACCGUCGCGAGGGAUUCGAGCCGAAAGAUUACUUAAUAUUUAAUACGCGGGCCACACGACAACCAACAUGACCGACCAAUCCUUCCCUCACCUCCCUCAAUCACGCCUUUUUCCUUGCCCCAGCCUCCGCGCGAAAAUCGAUAUAAUUCUAAGUCGGUCAGGACGCGUCAUUCACACUCCUCCCCGCUAGGAAGAUCGCCGCGAGGGGAAUGCGGGAGGGAGGGGUUGCGCCCGCGCGCGCUCACGUUGAGCUUGAUCCCGAGACGACGCGACGGGCGCGGAGAGAAAUUCGUAAAUUCGUAUCGCAUGAUCGUCGAUUGUUCGUGUGUGAUCGUCCUUAAUUUUAAUUAGAGCGAAUACAAAGGCAGAAGAAGAAGAAAGAUUAAACCUCACGCGAACCGGUGGCGGCGCUCUGUGCGUUCGCGCGUGCACGCGCGCAUGACAGAGAAAGAGAGAGAGAGAGAGAGAGAGAGAGAGAGAGAGAGAGAGAGAGAGAGAGAGAGAGAAGGAAAGAGAGCGCGCGACUUCCUCGGCGACUCGUCGCGCAACGGCCACCGGUUCGCCGCCUCGUUCCUCGAGACAAGCCCGACUGACCCGGGCAGGCCGAAGACCGAAUUAUAGCGCGGCCAAGUCGCAGUAGCCUCCCCAAGUCGGAGGAGAGAGCUCGGUCGAGCCGUUUGACCGCGCCAAGCGUCCACUUGCUCGGUCGCGCUCGGUAUUUUUUAAUGUACUUAACAAGCGCAGUCAACGUCGCUGCGACGCGAACGUCGUGGCGGGAAGAGCUGAGCACGCAGGAGAAAGAGGAGAAAGAGAGGAACACUAAACGGUACAACACACGACUAUAGAGAGGAGCGCGCGCGGAUGAUCAGAGCAGUAGUCCCAGCGCGCGGAGCGACGUUGUGCUCGCCGCAGACGAACCUCACGAGUCAAAGAAACACACGCAAAAUAAAAAAGCAGAAAAAAAGAGAAGAGAGAAACCUCACGGGACAAAUCUUUAGAUGUUAGACACAUAGCGGUAUAUAAUGUUUUGUACAGCUAGAUGACUAAGCCAGUAACUGGGUUAUGUGCAACAUUAUAUUUGCGUGGAGGUGAGACGCGCGACGGACAAGGCAGGUAGGAGAACGUGCACGAGAGAGAGAGAGAGAGAGAGAGAGAGAGAGAGAGAGAGAGAGAGAGAGAGAGAGAGAGAGAGAGAGAGAAGGACAGAGAGAAACAGGGAAGAGAGAAAGAGAAAAGGAACAGAAAGAAAACAUUAUUGUAAUUUAAAUAUCACUACUAAAUUAUUGCUACGAUAGUAGGUAUAUAUUAUUGUAAAUACACAUAAAUUUUCGCGUGUGUGUGUGUGUCGAGACGGGCCGUAGGGAGAAGCGAGAGGUAAGAGAAGGAGAGAGCCCGGCGAGAGGAAGACGCGCGCGCCCGGUGCGCCGAGCCGAUGACGACAAUGACGACAAUUGUCACGGGGGAGAGAUCUCCGGCGCGCGACGGUGUAGAGUUUACGCUCAGGUAUUCGCAUGCUAUACACGCGCUGCGCGUUGAGACACGAAAAAGCGACUUGUUCAUGCCGCCCCGUGUCUCGACGCGCAGCGCCCAACACCGGAGAUCUCGGUGGCCCGCGUCGAUGAGACGUCGCGGUCCGGCUCGGGUGUAUCUUUGGCGGAACCGGUGCGACUGGUUGCUGAACGAGAGAGGGAGAGAGAAGGAAAGAGAGGAAGAGGACGGGAAACCAACGCUCGAUACGAUGUACUUACGACGGUCGAAGGAGAAUCACGUAAGGCGCAAACGGACGAAGACUCUUGCGCUCGCAAGAGAUACAGAGAGAGAGAGAGAGAGAGAGAGAGAGAGAGAGAGAGAGAGAGAGAGAGAGAGAGGAAAAGGGAGAAAGGAAGGAAGAAAAGAAAAACACAGACUCGAUCGGGAUUCCAUUUGCGGAUCCGGUGCCGUUUCGCCGUACAAUGAGAGCGCGAACUCUUGACGUUUUUUCACCCGGUAAUUCGCUAACCCGAGCGGCGACUCUCGAUUACGUAAGGAUACCGUCGCCGCUGCCGCCGCCUCCCUUCACUCCGCUUUUAGCUUUCAUUCGUUCACGGGGCCACGAGAACGCGCGCGCACGCACGCGUGCGUGCAUCGCUUCGUCGCCGCGGCACUUUGUCCGCUUGCUCCUUCCGUUUUCGUAUAGCAUUAAUCGCGCAAAUGUAUGACGAUAGAGAAACCCUUCCCCUACCCCCCUGGUGGAAACGCGAGCAGGAAAGUCGAAUUGCCACACGGUGUCAUUGCGGCGAUUUAAUUGUAAUAUAGUUGUAUCUCUGCAUGUAUAGCCGUCGUGACACGGUAACGUUAGUCGCGGCCACGGAAAUGAUGAUACUGAUGUUGAUGAUUACGAUGCUGAUAAUGACUAUGAUGAUAACGGUGAGGAUAACGACGCUGAGGUAGUGAUAACGCUAAUGACGGCAAGAAUAAUGGUGAAGCCCGAAAGCGCGAACGAAACGGGUCGCGAGGCCUCGACGACGCGCGAUGAUCGCUUCUAAUCUGGAAUAGAGCCGAACGUUUCUUUUUUCCCCUCCCCUUCCCGCCCCCCUUAUUUCGUAGUAAUGUUUACGCAGGGAACGAACGAUAAUCUCGCGCGGACGGUACGCUUUCGAGCUAUUUUUUCCUACCGCGAGUCCUAGAAUUAUUAUUAAGCGCGCGACUGCGAGAUGAAACAAGACAAGUGUGACGAGAGGUACGAAGAAGCGAGACGAGCUUCAGCUUGUGCCUGAAGGACGGAGGGCCUGGCUUCGCCGAGUUGAAAGACGUCUAUCUCGAUGUAAAAGACCGUAUAAAAGAGAAUAAUUAUCGCAGAUACCUAUUAUACACCUCUAUAGUCUAUUUAAUAAUAUUACUUAUUGAAUUGUCAAAAUCUCAUGUUCACCUUGUUUCAUCGUUUUUAAAUAGUUAAUAAACGUUUUACCAAUUUUAAU